This is a messenger RNA of Cottoperca gobio, 467 nucleotides long. Its product is annotated as hemoglobin embryonic subunit alpha-like. Gene Ontology annotation, molecular function: peroxidase activity; iron ion binding; oxygen carrier activity. The record is from RefSeq and is a predicted model, not a curated record. Gene Ontology annotation, cellular component: hemoglobin complex; blood microparticle; haptoglobin-hemoglobin complex. NCBI's taxonomy places the organism in Eukaryota, Metazoa, Chordata, Actinopteri, Perciformes, Bovichtidae. Gene Ontology annotation, biological process: hydrogen peroxide catabolic process; oxygen transport.
UCAUUCAACCGACAAGAUGACCACUCUCAGUGUUAAGGACAAGGACACAGUCAAAGCCUUCUGGGCUAAAGUGUCUGGAAAGGCGGACGAGAUCGGCGCCGAUGCUGUGGCCAGGAUGCUUGUGGUGUACCCGCAGACCAAGACUUACUUCUCCCACUGGAAGGACCAGAGCCCCAACUCUCCCGCUGUGAGGAAGCACGGAGUGACUGUGAUGUUGGGAGUUGGAGAGGCUGUGGCCAAAAUCGACGACCUGAAAGCAGGUCUUGCAAGCCUCAGUGAGCUGCAUGCCUUCACUCUGCGUGUGGACCCUGCCAACUUCAAGAUUCUCUCCCACUGCAUCCUUGUGGUCAUGGCCACCAUGUUCCCCAACGAAUUCACCCCUGAGGUCCAUGUGUCUCUGGACAAAUUCCUGGCUUCUGUGGCUCUGGCCCUGUCUGAGAAGUACCGAUAAACAGCAGGAGAAGAAG